UGGCCCAACGGUCGUUGUGCCACUACCGAUGGGAGAGGGUUCGGGUUCGACCCCACGUGCAGGCGUGUUUGCCAAGUCCUCAGAAAAGGGCUUGCACGUGCCUCUCCAUGCGAGCGGAUAUCCCACCCUCGUUGACCCAGCGAGGGGUGUAAACAAUUGGGGAGGCGGAUUACGAUCGACAGCCGGGGGUAAUUCCCAAGGGGGGGUCCUCCUCCUCCACUUUACUUCAAGGCUUUGCACAAAUGCCCUUGGCUCCGUGGAUAGCCUUUAAAGCCCCACUCUCAUAAUUCUAGGAAGUGAGCAAGUGUU
Molecule: messenger RNA, 309 nt
Organism: Closterium sp. NIES-67
Lineage: Eukaryota; Viridiplantae; Streptophyta; Zygnematophyceae; Desmidiales; Closteriaceae
Source: the annotation of a GenBank genome assembly